Messenger RNA from Plutella xylostella (diamondback moth), 2347 nucleotides. RefSeq names its product transcription elongation factor elongin B (gene EloB). Gene Ontology annotation, cellular component: VCB complex; elongin complex. Gene Ontology annotation, molecular function: protein binding. Gene Ontology annotation, biological process: transcription elongation by RNA polymerase II. The record is from RefSeq and is a predicted model, not a curated record. Lineage: Eukaryota; Metazoa; Arthropoda; Insecta; Lepidoptera; Plutellidae.
UUCCGAGAUAAUACAAACUUUCAAACUUUGUAAACGAGCAUUGAAAACCAUCUAAUUAUUAGUUGUCAUUUUAAUUUUCGUAUACGCCUGAAAAUAUUAGCGUUUUAUUGAAAAUAAUCGCUUGUUUAGUUAAUAGUUUUUAUUUUUAAAUCCCAAAAUGGAUGUCUUUUUGAUGAUUAGGCGGAAAAAGAUGACCAUUUUUACCGAUGCAAAAGACACAACGACUGUUUUAGAGUUGAAGAAAAUGAUUGAAGGUAUCUUGAAGGUGGCGCCUCCAAGCCAGAUGCUGUUCAACAAGGACAGUCAACUGAUGGAGGACGAGCGCACGCUGGCGGAAUACGGACUCACCUCGGCGACGGCAAAGGCUCAAUGCCCUGCACCUAUUGGCUUGGCUCUCAGGAAGGAAAAUGGUGAAUUUGAGGCUCUCGACUUGACUCCAUACUCGUCACCACCAGAUCUGCCAGACGUCAUGAAAUCUCAGGAAGCCAAUGGACAGGAACAGAUGGAUCAGCAUUAAACGCGUACCGGCGAUGGAUUAGACUGUUGCGCUUGAGUCGACAUUUGUGUUGUUUUGUAACAUAGCUCGUAAUCUUCGUCCGAACUCGGCGAACCCACAGACUCACAGGCAACACAUGCAUAUGUCUAUUUUUUGUACUUUAGAAACUAUUCGAUUCGAAUUUGAACAUAUUUUUGUUAAUAAUUUAUCAAUUUAUUGAUGUGCUAUUUAAAACACUUCUCUUUCGUCUUUAUUAUUAUUAUUUGUAUUGUAUUUCCGAGUUGAAGUGGGGCCUUGCCGCGGGUAAAUGUUUUGUCAAUUGAAUUUGGAACUUAAUGUAAUUGGUAAAGAGUUGGGUUUAAAUAAGUGUGUAAAUGUGUAAGAUAACAACAUAUACACACUACACCAAUGGGUGUGUAAUUCAUUAAGUUCCAGAAUCGAGUUUUCGUGGUUGUAAAUGUAGUAGCUUCGUAGUUUAACAUCUCAGUGUCUCAGAAGGCCGGUUUUAUCGCAUACUUACUAUUUUAAAUGUAUUUUGUCGAGUUGUUUGUGAUGUUCUAAUGAUGUAACUAAUCUUCUAAAUGUUCACGGUGUGAAAGAAACUCAUAUUAAAAAACGAACUCACUUUGUAUUCAUGUGUUUUAUCAUAAUUGUAUUUUACCGAAAUGAAAGUACUUAUACGUUAUAAACUAUACUAUUUCAUAUUUACUUAUGAUUUUCAAAAGAUACUUUCAAUUCUGUGAAAAUAGUUUUGUACAUUCUCCAUGACUUAUCAUAAUUUCAUUAAUAUUUGAACUAAGAUGCAUCAUAUACCUUCUUCUUAAGCUCAAAUAUCUACCUACUCUGGCGCUGAUCCCAUUAGGCCUGUGCCUAUCAAUAUUUCCACUAAUAAAUUACUAAUAUAACUCACUAAAUAUUAACUUAUUCUUAUUACACCUUGGUCAUAAUCAUAAUCUAUUCAUGUCAUAUCGCUUCAAAUGUUGACUAGACGGAUUGGUGGAUUUUGUAAUGGCUCACGUGACGCCAUUAGGUCUUCUCAAUAGCAAUAGUAGCCUAGCCUUACCACUUUAAAUUUUAAUAUAACUAUAAUGGGAUUUGCUCAUUCUUAGUUGAUAUCGAAUGUGUGUAAUCUGUUAACUAAGUCUGCAUGAAAAUAUCAACAGCCUUUUUGUAUAUUAGAUUAUGUGGUUAUGAAAUUCCGUUUGGAUCACUGAUCUCGUUUCGACUACCUUCUAUGUAGAGUUAGUUAACGGAGUGUACAAGUCCCUUAUGAUGUAAAGAACGCCGGCAUGGUUAUAGAAUGUAAUGGUUUAGCUCCAGGUAACGUUUAGAUACAUUAGUCGCUUUUAUACCUCCGUAAUGAAUGUUAAUAGUGAUGUACCUUCACAUGCGAUUUGAACAAAACGAUAAUUGCAAGUUCCUCGUUGCAAAAUUUGUGAUCGCACGCAGCACCAAGAAGUUUGAUCGUAUUUAUUUGUAAACUAUUUCAGAGCCUAGUUUUAAAGACUUGGUGCUUAGAGUAAAUAUUACCAAAUAAAUGUUUUUUUUAUUGAUUCAAACCAGUAGAAUAGAUUACAUGCACUACUUAUUACAUACUUUGUAAACAUAGGCUAGUAAAUUCAUGUUUACCAAUGCUACACAAAUUAGUCAAAGAUCUUUUACAAUUGUAUAUCAUUUAUACCAAGUAAACAAUAGAGACAGCAUGGCAAAGUAGGUUCUCAGUCGGAUGGGGGUGACCCAGAACCGGAACCCAUUCAGGCAGUUAGGCAAUCAAAUAGUGUAGAACUUCAUGUACAGGUUACAAUGAGAAUUGCAAAUAUGCCAGCAGGAAAUAAAGCUGUUUUGAUUUGU